Molecule: messenger RNA, 349 nt
Organism: Bipolaris zeicola 26-R-13
Lineage: Eukaryota; Fungi; Ascomycota; Dothideomycetes; Pleosporales; Pleosporaceae
Exons: 1
Source: RefSeq, a predicted model, not a curated record
AUGAAGUACUCAAUCAUCUUUGCUCUCGGCUCCGCAGCGCUGGCUGUAGCGGCUCCCGUCACUGUUGACGUCAACAGCCGUGAUACCACUGUCGUUACUGGCGGCACUGGCAUUGGGUUCGAAGGUAGCGGCCGUGGCGGCAACGUCGCCAACGGUGGUGAUGGUGGUAACACUCGCAAGGGCAAUGGCGGCAAUGGAGGUGCUGGCGGCAUCGCCAAACGCGAUACUACUGUCGUCACCGGUGGUACUGGAAUUGGCUUCGAAGGCAGUGGUCGCGGCGGUAGCGUUGCCAAUGGUGGCGACGGCGGUGCUGGUGGCAUCGGACGACGCUCGACAGUCGUCACCGGUG